Messenger RNA from Melampsora larici-populina 98AG31, 816 nucleotides. RefSeq lists its product as uncharacterized. Lineage: Eukaryota; Fungi; Basidiomycota; Pucciniomycetes; Pucciniales; Melampsoraceae. The transcript has 4 exons. The record is from RefSeq and is a predicted model, not a curated record. The coding region runs from base 1 to 816 and encodes 271 amino acids.
AUGACAUCUUAUUCAGGAUCCCAACCUCAACUCCCGGAGAACUCAAAAUUGUUAAAGAACGGUCAAAUUGCCAAAUCUGUCAGAGCUCAAAAUCGAGCCGUGGCCAGAUGGUUACCACCUCACCACACGGCAUAUUGCCAGGCUAUUUCGGAAUUCACUCGCUACUUACUUGAUAUGCCAGAUUUAUCUCUACCUCCACCUCCACCAACCGAUUCAGAGCUGGCUGCCCUUCCUACGCUUUCAGAAGCAGCUAUCUUGGGCCACACAGCCGUCGAUGAAAUCUUGUGGGGAGUUUUGGAGAGAUGGUUACGUGGGCGUGCAGAAGAUCGAGCAAAGAGAAUGCGUAACCCCGAUUUUUACGUGAAGAAACUGAAGAAUUCGCGAAGAAAAAGUCUCUUUGAAUACCGCAAGAAGACAAUUAAAACUUAUCUAGGGCCUGAUGCACUAAAAUACAUUCCCAGUGUAGAUUGCUGUUCAGAUACUGAGGAUGACGGGGGUAAUUUGUUUGCUGUGGGAUCCCUUUGGCGGGAAGACAUUUAUGUAGAAUGGCUUCAUGCAGUUGAUGAAUUGUCAAUCAAGGAUGUACGGGAAAACGAAGGUCCAAGAUGGGCGGCUCAGCGAUUGGACGCUCGACGAAAACCUUCAAGACGGGUGGAUCCACUUGCUCCUGUUGCUCCCAGCUUGCCAGCACAAUGCUACCAAAGGCGAUUGGAAUCAAGUAUUCCUUUCACUGAAAGAUAUCUCCUCGCCAAUAAAGACUCUCGCAUUGAAAGCCUUGAAUCGCUUCUGUCAAGAACACUUCGAUUGCUGAGAUGA